Messenger RNA from Trifolium pratense (red clover), 1094 nucleotides. RefSeq names its product auxin-binding protein ABP19a-like. Gene Ontology annotation, cellular component: cell wall. Gene Ontology annotation, molecular function: manganese ion binding. The record is from RefSeq and is a predicted model, not a curated record. Lineage: Eukaryota; Viridiplantae; Streptophyta; Magnoliopsida; Fabales; Fabaceae. The transcript has a single exon. Bases 138 to 773 code for a protein of 211 amino acids.
AUCUAUCCUUUCAACAAACAUAUUGGAAUCAAUUUCAAAAUUGUAAAAAAUAUCAACCCUUCCACUCUCUAUAAAUAAUGCAACUAAAUUGACCACAAAAACACACACAACACAAAACAAACCCUAUCAACAAAAAAAUGAAGAUGAUUCUAGCUAUCUCAUUCUUCAUUUUAUCUCUUCUUUCUCUUUCUCAUGCAUCCGUGGUAGAUUUCUGCGUAGCGGAUUACAACGGACCAAAUGGCCCUGCCGGAUAUUCUUGCAAAUCACCAAAAAAAGUAACCGAGGAUGACUUCGUCUACCAUGGCCUAGCCACAAGUGGAAACACCUCAAACAUUAUCAAAGCCGCCGUUACUCCUGCAUUCGACGCACAAUUCGCUGGAGUAAACGGUCUUGGAAUUUCCAUUGCACGUUUAGAUUUAGCCGGGGGUGGAGUUAUUCCACUUCAUACUCACCCCGGUGCUUCGGAAAUAUUGGUUGUCAUUCAAGGAACAAUAUGUGCUGGUUUUGUUGCGUCCGACAAUACUGUUUACAUUAAAACACUUUACAAAGGUGAUGUUAUGGUUUUUCCACAAGGAUUGUUGCAUUUCCAAAUUAAUAGUGGUGGUUCUAAUGCACUUGCUUUUGUUAGCUUUAGUAGUGCUAAUCCUGGUUUGCAGAUACUGGAUUUCGCUUUGUUUAAAAGCGAUUUUCCUACCGAGUUGAUUACUGCAACUACUUUUAUUGAUGCUGCUGUUGUGAAGAAGCUUAAGGGUGUUCUUGGAGGUAGUGGUUAAAGAAACUAUGUUAUUGUCCAUCAAAGAGUGAGGAAUAUGCAGGAUUAGUGUUUUCUUGUUUUGUUGUUGGGUUUGUCUUUGAUUAAUUUGUUGUGUUGUGCUUUGUUAUGUCAAGUUAGUUUAGAAGGAAAGUAAUUAAUUCUUCUAGCUCAAAUGGCAGAAAUGCCAAAACUGCUAGAUUGAAUGUUAUGAUUGGAGUUCGAACCCCUAUCGCUCCUCUUUAUGUGUGUUGACUUUUGAAUGAUUUGCUAUUUUGUCUAUCCAUGAAAAGAAGAAAUUUGUGAUACGAGAUAAAUAAAUGUAUGUGUUUUUUGUCUUAAA